AUGGGUGUAGAACCGCACCACCAUAGGGCCACCCUCAAGCAGACAAAUAAGCCGUUCAAAUCAAAGCAUGCAUCAAAAUCAGCCCAGAAAGAUCGAGCAAAAGGACGUACUGCUAGGCAGUCCGUAAAGUCGGCGAACCCACAAAAUACAGCGGCCCAGCUGCGUUCAAAUAGGAAAAAUGCAGCAAAGCAGAUCCAAAUAAAGAAGCGCCAGUCCUUGGUUGCCGCAACUCGGAUAUUCAAUGGCGUGGACGGUGCCCCGCGCAUUGUUGCCGUGGUGCCACUUUCUGAGGAUGUGACCUCCCAAACGGCGACCGUAGGUCUUGCUGGGUCCCUUGACCUACAAUCUGACAACAUUCCGACACAUGGUUCUUGGAAGUUGAAGGCAGAUCGAUUCAAAACGUCAGUACAAUUUAUACAUCUUCCGUACCGACACCUCUAUGCCGCACUCGACGCAUGCAAGGCCGCAGACUAUGUGCUUUUCGUGCUCUCUUCAUCCGUCGAGGUUGAUGCAUGGGGUGACAUGCUUCUGCGAGCGCUCCAAGCACAAGGUCUCCCUCAUGUCGUAGCUUGUGUGGCACCCGAUUCCUCUACUGAAGAUAGGAAAUCCCGCGCAGGAAUUGUAAAGUCACUCCUCUCGUUUAUGCAAUACUUUGUACCAUCACUCUCGCGUAUAUUCGAUCUCACGGCUCCUGCGGAUCGCGCCAAUGCGCUUCGUGCUAUUUGUGAAGGACAUCCCACCGAUGUUCGCUGGCGUACUGGCCGGUCAUGGUUGCUUGCAGAAGACGUCCGCUGGGAGGCAUCGGAGACGGUAGAUGGUGGAUCCUUGCAUGUCACAGGUAUCUUGAGAGGGACACCUUUCUCAGCAAACCGGCUUGUUCAUUUACCAGGUCACGGCGAUUUUCAAGUCGAGAAACUCGUAUCAGCACCUUUACCCCGCUCAGGCAGGAAUACUGCGAUGGAAAUAGAACCGACCCUACUUGCGGAACCUGAUUCAGAGGAAGCAGACUCCCUCGUGAGCACGAACGUCCCGGAUGACCUCGCUAACGAGCAAACAUGGCCCACAGAAGAAGAGAUGCAGGGCUCACAAGGUGCCGAUAUCGAACAGACGCCAGAUGCACAGAAGGGUACGACACCUCGGCGUGUCAAGCGCGUGCCGAAGGGUUGGAGCGAGUAUCAAGCGGCCUGGAUCGUUGAGGACGAAGAUGAGGACGAAGGCAAUGAUGAAGAAAACGAAGAAGCCAAUGGCGAUAGUGAUGUAGGUAUGGAGGAUAUUCCUGCAAAUGAGGGUCAAUAUCAAGACGCCGGGCAGGAAGAAGAGGAAGAAGAGGACAUGGUGGAACUCCCUGAACCAGGGCCGGGUGCAUCUACACGCCGGACUGUCACCUUCCAGGAUCUCGACAUGGAAGAAGAAUCUCGACAGCUAGACGCCUGGCGUAGUCGAGAUCGAACGAAAGAGGAAGCAGAAGACGCUGCCUUCCCAGAUGAACUAGAUACAUCGAAAGACAUGCCAGCACACGUCAGAUUUCAGCGCUACCGUGGUCUGCGUUCGUUCCGCACAAGUCCUUGGGACCCCUAUGAGAAUUUGCCUCGUGACUAUGCGCGUAUCUUUCAGUUCGAGGACUAUCGUCUGACUGAGAGAAACGUACGAAAGCGAAUGGAGGUGGAGGGUUAUGGCCUUGAGCCAGGAACGCGUGUAACAUUAACUCUGAAAGAUGUACCAGAGGAUGCAGGAAAGUUCGAUCCGGCAUUUCCUUUCGUAAUCUUCGGGUUGUUACAACAUGAACACAAAGUAUCCGUGCUCAACUUCACGGUACAGCGCAAUACGGAAUAUGAUGUGCCAGUACGUUCAAAGGAUCCUUUGAUUCUCUGCUACGGCCCACGCCGCUUGCGAACAAAUCCCAUAUACAGUCAGCACAUGCGCGGCGGCAGCAAGGGCGCAAACAAUGUUCACAAGUUCGAACGCUGGCUGAGGCAUGGGACUACGAAUGUCGCUACCACUUAUGGGCCAGUUACGUUUGGGAAUCAGCCAUGUAUACUUCUGCGGGAGACCGAUGAUCCGCAAGCCCCGGAACUUGUGGCAAUGGGUUCGUUCUUGAACACGGACACGACGAGGAUUAUUGCAAAGCGGAUCAUCCUUACCGGCCAUCCGUUCAAGGUGCACAAGAAGACUGCUACUGUGCGCUACAUGUUCUUUAACCAAGACGACGUCGCAUACUUCAAACCCAUUCAGUUGCACACCAAAUACGGUAGGGUUGGCCACAUAAAAGAGUCACUCGGUACCCAUGGGUACUUUAAAGCUCAUUUCGAUGGACCUAUCAACCAGAUGGACACUGUUUGUAUGUCAUUGUACAAACGCGUGUACCCGCGCUGGCCUACGUUAUGGGCAGAUGAGAGGGAAACAGGGUUAGAGCAGGAAGGGGACACUGAAAACGCAAUGGAAGAGUAG
Molecule: messenger RNA, 2448 nt
Organism: Fomitiporia mediterranea MF3/22
Lineage: Eukaryota; Fungi; Basidiomycota; Agaricomycetes; Hymenochaetales; Hymenochaetaceae
Product: DUF663-domain-containing protein
Exons: 9
Coding region: 1-2448 (815 amino acids)
Biological process (GO): ribosome biogenesis; maturation of SSU-rRNA from tricistronic rRNA transcript (SSU-rRNA, 5.8S rRNA, LSU-rRNA); endonucleolytic cleavage of tricistronic rRNA transcript (SSU-rRNA, 5.8S rRNA, LSU-rRNA)
Cellular component (GO): preribosome, small subunit precursor; nucleus
Molecular function (GO): U3 snoRNA binding; GTPase activity; GTP binding
Source: RefSeq, a predicted model, not a curated record